Messenger RNA from Hyla sarda, 2099 nucleotides. RefSeq names its product LEM domain containing 1 (gene LEMD1). The record is from RefSeq and is a predicted model, not a curated record. Lineage: Eukaryota; Metazoa; Chordata; Amphibia; Anura; Hylidae. Bases 412 to 1269 code for a protein of 285 amino acids. The transcript is spliced from 9 exons.
CACGAGCGGGAUACCGCUAGCGAGCGAUGCUUAGGGACUGUAAGCGGGCACAUGGCGUAGGAGGAAGGGGUUAGAGAGGGGUGUACACACGGCGACUCACAGGGAAGUCUGUUUCUAUCGCUUUAGUACGUCAUGCGUUCGAGGCUCCUAUUGAAGUGUCCGCGCAGCGCUGUAUUCCUUCUAACCACCGCACGCUCCCCACAGUUUAUGAACGGCUGCGUAUCACGUGACUGAUGCUGGUGAGGGCUUAACAGCUGAUCCGCACUGCCUACUAGCAUAUGAGGCAUUGGACCCUUCUGCAGACCUCGUGGCGCAACGGUAGCGCGUCUGACUCCAGAUCAGAAGGCUGCGUGUUCGAAUCACGUCGGGCUUCAGCCCAUUGAAGACCACGAGGAACAGAGAAGUGACGAGAUGGAAUUAAAAAGCCUGAGUGACAGUGAGCUGAAGGAACAGCUGAAGAAACAUGGGGUCAACCCAGGACCCAUCUUACCCACUACCAGGACCAUUUAUGAAAAGAAGUUACGGCAACUGCUUGAAGAAAAGCAGUUGAAAGAAAAUGGCGGUGGACAGGAGGACCAGUAUUCAGACAGUGAAGAUGAAGGUGUUCAGGUAAAGAAUCUGGUGGACACAGGAUAUGAGCUAAAUGGAGACAGAGUGGAUAGAACCCAUAGUUUUGACAGCUACAGCCAUAAAACCGUUUUAACAGACAAUAAUGCCUCAGCUUCUCGACGAUCUUCUUUACCAAGUUGCCCAGUGACACGUCCUUCUGCAGGCCCAUAUAAACAUGUCCCUGCAUGUAUUGCAGCUGAAUUUAAUCAGACCGUUGCAACACUAGUAGAUGGUUUCAGCGUUUCAAAAGUGUUAAAGAAGAUGGAGAGAAGGUCGUAUGUGGACCAAGUAGCAGGUUAUGGAACUGAACAGGAAAGCAAGAAUUUGAUAUAUAACAGCCAGGAGGAUGAGACCUCUGCUGAUUAUUCGGAUCUGCUGCCCCAGUCUGCCCUAGUAUUGAGUGCUACACGAAGGAAGCCUAUAAAGGGGGCGGCUGGUCGCCCCAUUCAGUUUCGAUAUGAUGAUAUUGCAACCAGAGCCAGAAUGCAGGAGCAGACUAAAGAGACAACCACUGAAGGAAAACCACAACGGCUGGUAUCUGUGCGUCUUCAGAUUGUUAUCUUUAUUAUAGUAGCCUUUAUUGCUCUCGUCUAUAUCACAAUGGAAAGCAGCCCAGAAAAUCCUUUUACUCCUGUCCCAGAAGAGGGGCAGCAACCAUAAUGUAAAAUGUUGUCUUAAUGGGAUAUGUUCUUCCAGAGGAGGAUUUUGGUGAGGAUUUUGGAGUGGUACUUAAUUGUGCAGUAAUUGUGCAGUUUCUGUUCAGUUUGUCUGUUUUCAUGUCAGUUGUUGGCAUAUUUUUAAUAGUGUUGAAUAGCCUGAUUAAUACCAACCCUCUAUACUGAGACUGUUCUAAUAUGUAGAUCACUAGAUAGAAUUAUUCUAGUGCCGAGGCAGUUUAAGAGCCCUCCCAAUUCUCGAUACAGAAAAGAACUACAGUCAGGUUAUGCAUAGUGUUUAGUUUUGCUUUUGUUUUCUCCUGCAAAAUGGUUGCUCACAAGUGCAAUAUCGUUCUCAAGAUUGUAACAUUUGCAAUCUACAGUCAAUGUUAAAAAAACAAAACAAAAUCAAAUUGAAAACACUUAUACCCAGUAAUAUUUGUAGGUAUAAGAAAAAGGAUGUAUUUUAAAAAGCAUGAGAUCUGAUUCUGUUUCUUUUAAUACUGUCCUCCACAUUCUCUUCACUGCAGAAUCAAGGCACGUGUGAUAAAUCAUAAUUUGACUCAAUUGAGUUUCAAUCUAAAGUGAACAUUGCUUGAAUCCUUGACCCAUUUAGCACUUAUGGCAAUGUUAUGCAACACAACAAAGCCACAGAGAUAAAGACGGAUAGAGAUUUUCAAGUUAUUUUUGGGGAUCUGUUUAUUGCUGCUAAUGUGAAUGAUCGUUCACUGUUUUUAGGCACUGGUUUGUGUAUUUCCUCCACACGUUUUGACUUUUCAUAUCAAUGUUAAGUUAUUUGUCCUUGUUUAAAUAAAGUCUGUUUAUUUUGCCUGC